This is a messenger RNA of Phalacrocorax carbo (great cormorant), 1926 nucleotides long. Lineage: Eukaryota; Metazoa; Chordata; Aves; Suliformes; Phalacrocoracidae. The record is from RefSeq and is a predicted model, not a curated record.
AGACCGAAGAAACCAAGGCAGAAGGUGGAGAGGCGGACCGAGAGCAGGAGCCUGGGGAAGGUGAAUCGAAGCCAAAGCCCAAGGUCUUCAUGCCAAACCUGGUGCCUCCCAAAAUCCCAGAUGGUGAGAGACUGGAUUUUGAUGACAUCCACCGCAAGCGCAUGGAGAAGGACCUGAAUGAACUGCAGGCCCUAAUUGAAGCUCACUUUGAGAGCAGGAAGAAGGAGGAAGAGGAGCUCAUCUCCCUCAAGGACAGGAUUGAACAGCGGCGAGCGGAGAGGGCAGAGCAGCAGCGGAUUCGCAGUGAGAGGGAGAAGGAGCGCCAAGCCCGCAUGGCCGAAGAAAGAGCUCGCAAAGAGGAAGAGGAGGCCCGGAAGAAGGCUGAGGAGGAAGCGCGGAAGAAGAAAGCUUUCUCCAACAUGCUGCAUUUUGGAGGCUACAUGCAGAAGUCAGAGAAAAAGGGUGGGAAGAAGCAAACAGAGCGGGAAAAGAAGAAGAAGAUCCUCAGCGAAAGGCGGAAGCCCCUGAAUAUCGACCACCUCAAUGAAGACAAGCUGCGGGACAAGGCCAAGGAGCUAUGGCAAACCAUCCGCGAUCUGGAGGCUGAGAAAUUUGACCUGCAGGAAAAGUUCAAGCGGCAGAAAUACGAGAUCAAUGUCCUCCGAAACCGCGUUAGUGACCACCAGAAAGUAGCCACCUCCUGUCCUUCCCACGCCUGCCCCCAGGCCCACUGGUACCUGGUGUUCAUGGUCCUGCAGCUCUGGCCCAGGGACCCCAGUCCAUGCUGCUCUGCUCCCACUGAAAGACCCCCAUUGCCUCCCUCCUUCACCAGCUUCUCCCUGCCCCAGAGGCUCUGGCUGGGGAUGGACCCCAGGAAGACCUCACCCCUGCACAUGGAACUUUGUGUCCUGCAGGACCCUGCCAGCCUCCGGCCAUCCCCAUCCCUGCAGUAGCUCUGCCCUCCAUCUCAGGGAAGGUGCUGGAGACCCCAGCUUGUGUAGGAGGGGAAAUCCCGGGGCUGUGGGAGCUGUGCAGCCCCUCAAGGACAGGGGAGCCUGUCCCCAUGCCCAUGUUCCCUGCACAGCUCUGGGGGACCCUUUAUAGGAGGGUGGAGGUGGGUGUUUACCCCCCACCCUCGGGAGCACCAUGCUGCUCUCGCAUCCCCAUCCCACCCUGCCAUCUCACAUGGGAGGCGCUCAGUGUGCCCCACGUAACAAUCAGCAGCAUCCCCCACCCGCUUACACCAAAUCUCUCUUCUCUUCUGCCCCAACAUCGCCUGUCACCGCAGCAAAGGGUGAGUACAGGUUUUUCCUGAGUGCCGUGUGUCUCCCACUGUACGUGUGCUGCAUGGACACUGGGGCUGACGUCAGGCUAGCGGCAAGGCUGAGGGAGAAGGCAAUGCCAAGGAUUGGCAGCCAAAGCUGGGCUGGUGACUCUCAGGAUGACAUGCCAGAAAUGCCCUUCACUGUGCACACGAGCUUCCUCCUCCUCUCUGCUGACCCAUGGCCAGGGCAGUGCCGGCUCCCCUGACGCUGGUUAGGGAGAGCAAUGUGGUGAGUCCUGGCUAACAGCUUCACAGCUUCUGGUUCCUGGGAGAAGGACCCUGCAGCUGUCUUUAUCCCUCCACAGCUGGAGGUCCAACUCAUCUGUUCUUCUCUGAAGGAUCCUUGGGAGGGAGGCACAUGGGAAGGGAAUCAGAGCUCCUUAGAAACACCUGGCCAAAUGCAUGAGCUUGUUCCCAUACAGUGCCAAAACACACAGACUCACUCAGGUCCCAGGCUUUUACCAGGGGCCACUGAAGACCUUGUUCCCCACAGGGCAGUGAGCAUCGACCGGAGAUGGCUCGGUCCUCUUUGCAGGGCCUCUGUUUCUCCUCCAAUGGCACCCACCGUCUCCCUCCUUUCACGGUCACUAACACCUUUUUGC